Messenger RNA from Aspergillus mulundensis, 3108 nucleotides. RefSeq names its product Oxidoreductase, N-terminal. Gene Ontology annotation, biological process: termination of RNA polymerase II transcription. Gene Ontology annotation, cellular component: mRNA cleavage factor complex. Gene Ontology annotation, molecular function: ubiquitin binding; nucleotide binding; phosphatidylinositol binding. The coding region runs from base 1 to 3108 and encodes 1035 amino acids. Lineage: Eukaryota; Fungi; Ascomycota; Eurotiomycetes; Eurotiales; Aspergillaceae. The transcript is spliced from 10 exons. The record is from RefSeq and is a predicted model, not a curated record.
AUGUCAGCCGCACUGGCCUCUGAUGAAGUCGCCGAGGACUACAAGAACUCCUUGGAAGACCUAACCACCAAUGAUAGGUUUCAGAUCAGCAAUUUGACCGUCAUCGCAAAGGAGAACACCGAACAUGCGAUGGCCAUCUCCCGCGUCCUGGAGAAUCAUAUCCGAACAACACCACCGGCUCAGAAGCUACCUGCGUUGUAUGUAGUCGACUCGAUUGUGAAGAAUGUAGGCACUCCCUACACUCUAUUCCUCGGGCGAAACAUGUAUCAGACCUUCAUGAACGCCUACACGCUAGUCGACUCGCAAACUCGCAGGAAGCUGGAUGAGAUGCUGAAGACUUGGAAAGAAUCCGUUCCCGGGUCUUUGGACACAAGGCCGGUCUUUCCUCCCGAUAUCACUCGUAGCAUCGAGAACGCCUUGAUCAAGGCGAGGACCGCUGCCCUUCAGCAACAACAGGCCAGGGGCCAACAGGACGUUUUCAACCGUGGCCGAGUUGCGACUCCUCCCGGCUGGCCGAACACUCCCACACCACCCCAAAUGGCGGCGAGUCGGCAUGCAAACCCCCUGCAAGGCCAGCGGCCUGCAUCCAACGGGUAUCCGACGACCGAGCCCCUUCCUGUCCGUUCAACUCCCACGCCUCAGCUCCAAGCACAAGAGGUCGAUCUCUCAUCUUUGAAUCGGGAUGUCGAAGUGCUGAUCGCUGCUGCUCGAAAUGAAUUCGCUAACAACCCUCUCGACCCGUCUGUUCAACAACGAUUAAAAGCGCUUCUCGAUUUACAGGGCAUCAUGCAACGCCAGCAGCUCACCCAAGAACAAUUGAAGCUCGUCCGUGAUCAAGUAUCGGCGCUUGCUCCUAAGCCCGCCGUACCGUCAGCCCAGCCCGCUCCUUCACAUAUUCCGGUCACAUCAGCUCCGACUAUAGCUACUCCUCCUGUUGCACAGUCAUUCUCUCAGCCACUUCAGCAGCUCUUAAAUCCAGGGACACUGGCGGAACUCAUCAAAGCGACGGCUGCACGACAGCAGCCCACUCCACCCCCUCAAGCCCAUGCUAUUCCACAACUACCUAUCAGUAGCACUCCGCAAAUGCCUACUUCAGCACCAGAGAAUUCACUUAUUGCAGCUUUGAGAGCAAAGGGGCUCUUGCCUGCUUCAUCUGCACCACCAGGCGGGUCAAUUCCGUCACCUACCGCAGGUGCGUUUCCGUUCAUAGUGCCCGGUCAGGUGCGGUAUACACCUCCCGUGCCCACACCACAAGCAGUUCCAAUUGCGGAAGUACAAAUAAAUGUUCAAAUGAACACAGCCUCGAUCAAGAUACCACGUAGCAUGUUGAUUGCUAGCCUUUACGAAACACGAUCAAAUAGAUGCGGCACCUGUGGCCGCCGUUUUUUCGCCACUGAAGAAGGAAAAGAGAGGAAGGCCCGACAUCUCGACUGGCACUUCCGGACGAACCAACGGAUGGCUGAUGCCGCCCGGCGUGCUCAGAACCGGAGUUGGUAUGUUGACGAACGGGAUUGGAUAAAAUCUCGAGAGCUGGGAGACGACCAGGCCAUUACAGACGCAGAUGCUACAAACGAGACCGCCGCGGGAAACGAUAGCGAGUCAAAGAAGGGGCCUCCUAAACAAUGGAUCCGGGCACCUAACGAUGCCACAUUGCGCAACACUCCGUGUCCCAUUUGUCAGGAGAAGUUUGAAUCUACAUGGUCAGAAGAUGUCCAAGAUUGGAUCUGGCAAGACGCAGUCAAAGUGGGCAACCGCGUAUACCACGCGAGCUGCUAUGAGGAGGUUACGAAAGAUGGUCCCCCGCGUGGCCGGGAGACACCAUUAGGACGUACUGGGACGCCUGACUCGGUACUGGGCAAGCGCAAAGCUGAGGGAACGAACUCGCCCGGCCAAAAUGUACGGAUCAAAACCGAGCCUAUCCCGAUAAACAUUGUUCUCAACAUGGCGCCAUACAACAUCCGCUGGGGUAUCUUAGCUACUGGCGGAAUCGCAGACGCCUUUGUCCGCGACCUCCUCCUCGACCCCGCCGCCCGCUCUGCCUCCGACAUCUCUCACACCGUCGUAGCAGUCUCGUCCUCGUCUUCAGCCUCGCGCGCCGAAAAAUUCAUCACAGACACGGGGAUCCCUUCCCCAUGCGCCGCAUACGGCUCCUAUGAAGCCCUGGUAGCCGACCCCAACGUCGACGUCGUCUACGUCGCAACCCCGCACUCGCACCACUUCCAGAAUGUCAUGCUCGUCCUGGAAGCAGGAAAGCACGUCCUCUGCGAGAAGGCGUUCACCGUGAAUGCGCAGCAGACCAGAAUCCUUGUUGAGACUGCACGGAAGAAGAACCUGUUCCUUAUGGAAGCUGUCUGGACGAGAUACUUCCCGCUUAGCAUUGAGAUUCGGGAGUUGAUCAAGAAUGGCGCUAUUGGAGAGGUGCUCAGGGUUACGGCCGAUAACAGCUUCGGUGGUACGCCUGAGGAGAAGUUCAGUACGGAGCAUCGCAUGGUGAAUAAGGAUCUGGCUGGAGGUGCUUUGCUUGAUCUCGGUAUCUAUUCCCUCACCUGGGUCUUCCAGACUCUUUACCACACUCUCCCUAAGGAGUCGAGGAAGCCUCCGUCGCGCGUCUCCGCCCAUAUUACGCCGUAUCACCUCACCGGCGCGGAUGAGUCAACCACCAUUCUUCUGUCAUUCCCGACGACUACGCCCUGUAACGCCGAGCACCCGGGUGAGUCGCAGGCCGUGGCAUCAACGUCUAUCCGCGUCGCGACGGAUCCGGACGAGACCAACUCCGCUCGUCCUGCAAUCCGUAUCCAAGGUACAAAAGGUGAGAUCCAGGUCGAUGGACCCGCGUUUCGGCCAGAGGUGUACCGUAUUAUCCCUGUGAAUGGUGAGGGCAAGGGUGAGAUUAAGGAGAAGAAGUUCGAAUUCCCCUCCAAUGGAAGGGGAAUGUACUGGGAGGCAGAUGAGGUGGCAAGGUGCCUAAGGGAUGGAAAGCUGGAGAGUGAGACGAUAUCUCUAGAGGAGAGUAUUGUGAUCAUGGAUGUGAUGGAUGAGGCGAGGAGGCAGAAUGGUCUGACUUAUCCGGAGAAGAUUGAGUCGACUGUUUACCCUACUCAGCUAUGA